AUGCCUCCUGCUUCACCGCCCUCACUCGCCCAGGAAGCCUAUUCCCAGAUUCCGGAGCUCCAGAAACAGGUUCGAGAUCUCAGAACAAAUCUCAAGCAGGAGCAGACUGCCAAUGCAUACCUUGGUGUUAUGCCCGCAAGCCAGCCCUGGGACAGCUUAGUAUCGACCGACUCAACAACGAAAAGGCAUCAACCGAUGGAAAUUGGCAAGGCUGCCAGGAACUUUCUAUCUGAAGGCAACAAAGGCGAUGUUAGGAAGAGAAAGCGCGUGUGUUUCACGCAAGACCGAGUUCCAGUUCGUUCUUUUCCUACUGAGGUUAACUGGGGUGGAUCGGCGGUUGAGGUAUAUCUCAAGGUCCCGUUGUCGAGCAAGAUUCAACCACCUGAGUCUUUCAUGACAUUGUGGGGUCUUGUUGAGUGGCUGACUAACCGCAUCAACGGUACCAAUGGCCGCGGCGCUACUGAAGAGAAGGCUGCGUUGCAGAAGAUCUCAGAAUGGGCUGCAAAAAUACAUGGUCACCUCGAUGCUGACAACACACAACGACGGAUUUUCUUGGUCAGCUUAAUUGGAAAGCAGGUAAAGCUAAAUUCGGGCGCCUACUUGAAGCUAGUUGGCAUGAUUGAAGGCGAGUUUGCGGUACAAGAUACAGAGGGCGUGAAUCACAUUGUGGGAAAGCAUGUAGAACUGGAAAGUAUGCAACCAUAUGCAUCUGUGUAA
Pyrenophora tritici-repentis Pt-1C-BFP is the source of this 717-nucleotide messenger RNA. The record is from RefSeq and is a predicted model, not a curated record. NCBI's taxonomy places the organism in Eukaryota, Fungi, Ascomycota, Dothideomycetes, Pleosporales, Pleosporaceae.